Molecule: messenger RNA, 3893 nt
Organism: Cheilinus undulatus (humphead wrasse)
Lineage: Eukaryota; Metazoa; Chordata; Actinopteri; Labriformes; Labridae
Gene: btbd10a
Product: BTB (POZ) domain containing 10a
Exons: 8
Coding region: 119-1837 (572 amino acids)
Biological process (GO): positive regulation of phosphorylation
Cellular component (GO): cytoplasm
Molecular function (GO): protein binding
Source: RefSeq, a predicted model, not a curated record
UCCGCGUCUCCCUCGUCUCCUAGACACAUUUCAAGCUUUCGGUCGAAGCUGUGGAUUUUACCUGCUAGUUGAGGUCCGGAUUGAAUGUGUGAAACGAUGCUGAUGAAGUUGGAAAGUAAUGAGCAAGGAUGCUGAAGCUGCCGGCAAGCCCGCUUUGUUCGGAGGAGCGCAAGGCUUUUGUGCCGCUGUCAUCCCGCAGCUCAUCCCCUGCUGCUUUGUCUUCACUUGGCCCUCUGAUACCGACCGUGAGCAGCAGUGUGGUUUGCCAGUAUUGGACUGCGACCACCAGCCGCAGCAGGUCAGCACUAUGAGUCAGUAUGGGGCCGGAGCUGGUGGUGGUGGUGCAUCUGGAGGGACAAGGGAAAGAGGUGGAGCAGAGCAUUACUGGGAGCAACGGCGGCGCUCAAGCGACCGCUCGCGUGACUCCUCCCAUGAGAGAGCGGAGAGCCAGCUGACGCCCUGCAUCAGGAAUGUUACCUCUCCCACUCGGCAGCACGACCGUGAACGUGGUGAUGGAGGCUCGUCCUCAAGAUCCUCCAGUCCACGUCCUCCCAGAGUUUCUCUUCCCUACUCCCAUGUUUCGGGGACCCUGAUCAGUGGCCACAUACCUCGAUCCCUUGGUCCCUCUGGAGCAGACCACCACUCGAAGUCACUGGGCCAAGGACUUUGUGAUAUGAUCUAUGUUUAUGACCUCAGCAGUAAAGAGGGCCAUCGUGGUGCACUGAGACUGGGAGAGAGAGUAACUCUGAUAGUGGAUAAUACAAGAUUUGUGGUGGACCCCGCCAUCUUCACUGCACAGCCUAACACUAUGCUUGGCAGGAUGUUUGGUUCUGGGCGGGACAACAACUUCACUCGACCCAAUGAAAAAGGAGAGUUUGAGGUGGCAGAUGGUAUCAGCUCCACUGUUUUCAGAGCCAUACUGGAUUACUACAAGUCGGGGAUAAUCCGCUGCCCUGACGGUGUUUCUAUUCCUGAGCUGAGGGAGGCAUGUGACUACCUCUGUAUCUCCUUCAACUACAGCACCAUCAAGUGCAGAGACCUCAGCGCCCUGAUGCACGAGCUGUCCAACGACGGUGCCCGGCGUCAGUUUGAGUGUUACCUGGAGGAGAUGGUGCUGCCACUGAUGGUGGCCAGUGCUCAGAGCGGAGAGCGAGAGUGUCAUGUUGUGGUGCUGACCGAUGAUGACGUGGUGGACUGGGAUGAAGAAUAUCCUCCACAGAUGGGAGAGGAGUACUCUCAGAUCAUCUACAGCACCAAACUGUACCGCUUCUUCAAGUACAUAGAGAACCGAGAUGUGGCCAAGUCAGUGCUAAAGGAUAGAGGGCUGAAAAAGAUCAGACUGGGCAUUGAAGGCUACCCCACUUACAAGGAGAAGGUGAAGCGACGACCUGGAGGUCGCCCAGAGGUCAUCUACAACUAUGUCCAGCGUCCCUUCAUCCGCAUGUCCUGGGAGAAGGAGGAAGGGAAGAGCCGCCAUGUGGAUUUCCAGUGUGUCAAGUCAAAGUCCAUCACCAACCUGGCUGCUGCUGCUGCAGACAUUCCCCAGGACCAGCUGGUGGUCAUGCAUCCUCCAGGACCACAGGUGGAUGAGCUGGACAAUCUCCCACAGCCGACACCCAGUGUCAAUGACCCCCACCAGCCAUCUUAUGGGCAGGCAGCAGAGAACAGUGCGGGCCCCCUGCUUGCUCUGGGCUAUGAAAGCCCCAGCACACAGGCUCAGGACAGUCAGAGCCAGGCAGCCCGCAACCAGCAGCAGCAGCAGCAGCACGGCAGCAGCCACACUCAGGCCACUUACCACUAUGAGCCAGACCCAGACACUCCAUCACCCUCUGCAUGAGACUGGCUGCACACUUUUCCCCUCCUUCCCUGCUGGGUUCACACCAAGAGCAAGAAGUGCUUUUAUUUCCAUCACAUCAAUGACAUCUGAGGGAGGGGUGUACCACGACGCAGAUUCAACAAACCUAGGCUUUCUUUAAGUAGUUCUUUGAGUCUUGAUCAACAAAGCCUUGGGCUGUAGCUUGAUAUCUAGCACUACAAAGCUGGUUAGUAACUUUCUCUGUUAACUCAGGCAUUCUGCCUCAAGCUGUCUGUGCGCUCACCUGAAAGGGGGCAUUAGCCUGUCAUUAUGCUUCUCCUGCUUCUAAAUGAACUACAACCAGCUGUCUGCUUCUGUCAUUAAAAUGAGAAGAAAUGAUAAAUACACAAAGUCAGUAGUAGUAAACACAUCACUGCUUCUACAGAGAAGGAGAGGGACACUGCAAAAAUGACUGUAUUAAUUCUUUGUAUUUUUAGUUAGUUAGUUUUUGUCCAAUGUGACAGCAACACUCAGCACGACUCUUACUCUUCAACAAUGAUAGACAGGACAACAGAAGUAUUAUCAGGAACUUUAAAAAGUUCUGAUAGUCUUUAGAAAAUAAAUGGGAGUACCUUAAGCAUUCAGCAAAAUUGAAAUGAAAUCAGUACGUUCAAUAUGUGCAUCGUGUUUUGGAAUGACAAGAAAUAAAUCUUUAACCUUUAAUUUAAUACGUUAGGACAAAUCCAUUUCUUCAUAGGCUGUAGCUCUAAAGCCAGCUGUGUACUUUUCAGGAUAUUAGGACCAAACUUAAAAACAACUUGUUGCUGUAUCCUCAUUAUUUAUACUGUGAUGAUCUCGUGAUGCUAAAAAUGUAACUUUAACAUGAAACACGAACUUUAAAGGUGGGGUUGGGGUGCUGAUAUAACAUCAGUCUUACUACUAAUAAUUACUGUUACUGCAUUGUAUUAUUUUGAACAUUAUAUUAAAACUGAUUCAAAAAGUUGAGGACAUUCCUAGGUAAUAAUUGAUAGAGAUAUGACACUUAACAGAUUUUAAGAUGUAACUCUAUUAUGAUUUGAUGAGUUAAGAGCACCACAGUGACCUAGCCUUUUUUCAAGAGCCAGCUUCCUGUUUAUGAAAACUCUGACUUUGGACUCAACAGUCCAGGAUUACCCUCUAAUCUUGCUCCGUGGUACAGCCCUCAGUUCAGAACAAAUGCUGAUUAGAUAGAUUAGAAAGAUAUCCAACUUUGACAGGUGUUCUCUAAGCAUUUUUUAGCUAAACUCAAAGUCUGUCUAAAAAUGGAAAAUGAGCAACAGUGACUACACCAGUAAUGCUAAAAAGCAGCGCAAUCUGACUGGCAUUCACCAGCUAAUAAGCACACCAAGCUGAACCUUUCACAGCUCAAAUUAAAGCACUUCUGACCAUGGGUCGCUUUCAGUGUAAACACAGAUUUUUCUCCCACUGCCCCUUGAUGCCGCCUCUUCUUUAGUGGCUAAACACCACUUUGCCUUCAAUUGCACUCCUGCUGCAGCCUUUCUCAGUCAACACAGCGUCUGAAUGAACGCUAACUGUUCAGCAGCCAAGGACAGAUGAAGCACAUCGGCAGCCACGCCCACCCCCAAACACACCGUUUGUUUCUAUUCAUCUGACCAAAGGAGACUUCAGUUGCAUUCUGUGUGCAUGUAAAAAGACAGAGAUCUUUAUUACUUUAUAAGAAGCAUGUAUGAGAGCUGUUUGUGCGUAUGUGUUAUACUGUACCUCACUGGGAAAGUGGAAUUGAGUGCCUCUUUGCUGGUCUAUUCUGAGGCUAGAUGGUAAUGUUUGCUGUGAAGAGUGAACUUUCCCAGCGUAUGUGAAAGCCUUGAAAGAUUUUAUUUCAGCACAUUUUUUUUUUUCAAUGUUCCACUUUUUUUUUUAUCAGUUUAUGUGGUUCCUAAUUUACACUGAGUUCAUAUUUUUACUUGUUUACUCCUCUUCCUGUCUGUGUCCUAGCUGACCUGUAUUCAAACUGCACGGUCUUUGUCACCAUUGCUGUGAGCACACAGGAUGUCAGAAGAGAUGUUGAACAUGUUUUUGUAAUAAAUGAGAUUCACAA